This is a messenger RNA of Rangifer tarandus platyrhynchus (Svalbard reindeer), 333 nucleotides long. NCBI's taxonomy places the organism in Eukaryota, Metazoa, Chordata, Mammalia, Artiodactyla, Cervidae. The record is from the annotation of a GenBank genome assembly.
AUGCAGGAGACCCGGGUUCAAACCCAGGGUCAGCAAGAUCCCCUGGAGAAGGAAAUGGCAACCCACUCCAGUACUCUUGCCUGGAAAAUUCCAUGGACUGAGGAGCCUGGUAGGCUACAGGGUUGCAAAGAGCUGGACAUGACUGAGUGCCUUCACUUUUCACUUUUUCACUCAGUGAAGGACGGGGAAGCCUUGUGUGCUGCAGACCCUGGGGUCAGAAAGCCAGACACGACUGAGGGCCUGAACAACCACAACAACAGUCACCUCCUGUGUCCCAAGGUGGGAGGAGGCAGUCCUGAGGGGUCCCGGACUCUCAGCAGCUCUGGCCAGUAG